Leptonychotes weddellii (Weddell seal) is the source of this 821-nucleotide messenger RNA. Lineage: Eukaryota; Metazoa; Chordata; Mammalia; Carnivora; Phocidae. The record is from RefSeq and is a predicted model, not a curated record.
AGGAAAGACCCGCGAUGGCCCAAUUCCCCUUCUUCCUUUGAACUGUAAAACUGAAGGUGGGAUCUUGGUCUGAGUGGAAGGGACACUAUGCUCAGAGAAUUCCUGCCCCUGCUUUGCCUUGGGCUUGGCCUGGGCUUUGAAGACGAGAAAAAGAAUGAGAUGCUUCCCAAACCCUCCCUCGGUGCCUUGUCCAGUUUAGUGGUUGGACACAGAGAUAACGUGACUCUGAGGUGCCAGUCUCACUUCCAGAAUGUGACAUUCAUGCUGGGGAAGCUGGAGGACUCUGGGUACAGGCAGGAGCAGAGAUCCACAGGACACAAGGCUGAAUUCCCCCUCACUCACCUGGAACCGAAGGAUGCUGGGAUGUACUUUUGUGCCUACAAGACAAUGGUCUCCCAGGAGUGGUCAGGGGAGAGUGAAUACCUGCAGCUGAAGGUCAAAGAUGACCACAAUGGACGUGGAGCUACUGGAGUAAAAAAUGCUAAACUUGAUCAGGGUGUCUCAGGAGCCAAACUGAUUCUCCGACCUGCUCCUCUCCCACCAGCCAAUGGAUUAAUCUUUGCUGCCACCUUCAGCUGCCUUUCCAUUUUGAUCCUCUUCCUCUCUGUCUUCUUCAUCAACAGAUGUACCCAGCAUGGUUCGUCACAGGAAGAAUCCACCAAGAGAACCAGCCAUUCCGAAUUUCCCAAGCAGGAGGCUACAGACUGAAAGACCCCCAGGGAGUGAGCCAUGCUGAUCCACACCUGAGGCAGCUUCUGUCCCCCGCCAAGGAGCCCCCAGGAUCUUUUGAAUGUGCAGUGCGGCAGGCGAAGGAGGACAGC